AUGGCCAGCGAUGAGCACGAGGGUGCCUCAACCGCCGAACUCCUCAUUGAAGCCUGCCGACGCAACAACACAGACCUCCUCCAUGAGAUCAUCACCUCCCUCGAAAAAGAAGGCAAGUCUGAAGACGAUAUCGCCGCCAUCCUCAACAACACGACUACGGUCCUCGGCAACCACCUCUAUCACGAAGCGGCUCUCCGCGGAAACUACGAAAUAAUCGACAUGCUCUUGGACCAGCCCGGGUUCGAAUGUGACCCCGUCAACCGCGUAGAGGGCGACACCCCGCUACACAGCGCUAUCCGCUGGAUCAAUAGCGAGCCGAAGGAGAAUUGGGAGUAUGGCAAUGCGCUGGUGGAGAUGAUGCUCGAGGCAGGAAGCAAUCCACGGCUGAAGAAUAAGGGCGGGUUGACGCCGCUGCAGCUGGUUGAUCCCAAGAAUGAGGGGUUGAGGGAAGUGAUCCGGAAGCAUGAGUAUGCGGAGAUGAAUAAGGAUGAUUUUGUUAGUGUGGACGAGGUAAAGGGGAGUGCGGUCCUGCUGGAUGGGGCUGUGCAGCAGGAUAGUGAUGAGGAGGCCGAGUUUAGCGGGAGUGAUGAGGAAGAGAGAGCGGAGUGGGAGCGGAGGAGGGGCAAGAGGUGA
Messenger RNA from Thermochaetoides thermophila DSM 1495, 633 nucleotides. RefSeq names its product putative ankyrin repeat protein. Bases 1 to 633 code for a protein of 210 amino acids. Gene Ontology annotation, molecular function: protein binding. The record is from RefSeq and is a predicted model, not a curated record. NCBI's taxonomy places the organism in Eukaryota, Fungi, Ascomycota, Sordariomycetes, Sordariales, Chaetomiaceae. The transcript is spliced from 2 exons.